GGAAUGGUUAUGAGAAUCAUAACUAUGGAUCUGACUGUUGUGGUUACUCAUUUUUUCGUUCGUCAUUGGCAUCGCAUGGCUUCAUCGUCAGCGCUCACUGCUGAAGACUCUCGAACCAAAACGAGGCAUUACCGCAGAGUCUUGCCAGGAUUGUCAUUUAUCAGUACGACUUAUGAAUUUCAACGACAAACUCUAUUCAAAACAAGGAAUCCACAGCCUAACAAAAGGGCACACUGAAUAUGUCGAGGUACUUAACGCCUUUGAAGGAAUCUACACUGGACAGCUUCGAAGCAAUGCUGGCACGAUAAGAAUGAGUAUGUGCUCAGAGUCAAAGGCUAGGAUUGAACUUUCACCGCCCUUCGUGGGUUGUUGCGGUGCAAAACUAGCCACUAAAGCUUUCUCCAUUGGUUACUCUCAGAUGUGUCUCCUAUCCUCCAAAUCGCCUUCGAUACAAUCCCUUACGAAAAGCAGAAGAAGUGAACAAUCUCAUAUGAGAAAGCGUGGUUUACGCUCAAUACGAGUAGCAAAGAAAGAAAUGUGUAUCUCAAACCCAAAUCGUUUGGUAGCAUCUCGCAAACGUUCUGAAUCUUCAAUGGCAAUUUGA
Molecule: messenger RNA, 604 nt
Organism: Cylicocyclus nassatus
Lineage: Eukaryota; Metazoa; Nematoda; Chromadorea; Rhabditida; Strongylidae
Source: the annotation of a GenBank genome assembly